Ilyonectria robusta is the source of this 1341-nucleotide messenger RNA. RefSeq lists its product as uncharacterized. Bases 1 to 1341 code for a protein of 446 amino acids. NCBI's taxonomy places the organism in Eukaryota, Fungi, Ascomycota, Sordariomycetes, Hypocreales, Nectriaceae. Gene Ontology annotation, biological process: aflatoxin biosynthetic process; regulation of DNA-templated transcription. Gene Ontology annotation, cellular component: nucleus. Gene Ontology annotation, molecular function: zinc ion binding; DNA-binding transcription factor activity, RNA polymerase II-specific; DNA binding. The transcript has a single exon. The record is from RefSeq and is a predicted model, not a curated record.
AUGGCUGCCAAUCUGCUGGAAGGACUAGGGCAACCGAAAUUUCGAACCAGCUGCGAUCAAUGCGGUGCCGCCAAGGUGAAAUGCGACCGAGGCCAGCCCGAAUGCGGACGCUGUGGCUCUCACGGCAAGAUAUGCGUCUAUGGGGUCUUACGGAAAAUGGGAAAGCCGCCGCGAGUGAAUCGAGCUGGUUUAAGUCGGACCCCGGUCGAUCAACCCGGAGCUGGAGCCGGAGCUGGAGCCGGAGCUGGAGCCAGAACUGGAACAGACAUUGCAGAUGUGUGCCAGCUCGACACCAGCAGUUACAUCAGCGAUGGUAUAAUUGGAACGUUCGAUCCGCUCUCAACUAUUACUGACGUACUUGCAGCUUGGGAUGCAAAGAAUAAGAACGCCAAUUGCAUCAGCCAGGAUGCAUUAGAUGGCUUGUUUAACGACAUAAACGGGCAAUUCAUGCCAAAUUCCCCUUCUUUCAAUCUGGAUGAAUGGGACUUUACAGACUAUUUCAAUAACCACUUAUCCUCUAAUUUGCAACUCGGCCCACUUCCUACCCCAGAAUCAACCGACUGGGGGGGUUGCCCAUCAACCGAACCCUCUACAGCACAGCCCGCCGCAUACCAAUCCCCAUCCGACCCAAAUUUACAUUCUGACCGAACUGAAAUACCAACUGUAGGCAUUAGCGGCCACGACUGUCCUCGGGAAGCAUACGAUAUCCUACGAAACCUAUCUUUCCUCAAUCCCAAUAGGAUUCAACCGACCCCAUCAUCAGGAUCAACGCCAUCCUCAGCCACAAAUAACGUCGACAAUCAGGUACCAUUAGACGACGUGCUACGCAUCAACUCUGAGGCCAGUGAGAGGCUUGGAGCUCUUCUGAGCUGCCCCUGUGCUCAAUCGCCACAUCUUGCAAUUCUCUAUGCCUCAAUUAUAUCCCGGGUCUUACAAUGGUACCAGCAAGCGGCUGGUUCCACCCAGAGUGUCUCAUUCAGUCACACCGCGUCAGACUGCUCCCCGACUAUUGGUGGCUCAGAAAAUAAAACCGCCGCAGUCGCUCCGUCCACAAUAGGAAUGGCACUUAUGCCUGCUAAGAUGGCCAUUGGGAGUUUCACCAUCGACGACCUACAUAUACAGACGGCCUUGAAGAUCCAGUUGCUAUCAGGAGAGAUGAGGAGAGCCGGCUGCCUGAUUGAUCAAUUUAUGUCACUCAAUUCCGGCGGUCAGUUUCAGACGGAUAAUUCCAAUUUUAGCAGCGUUGAUGGAUUGUAUCAAAGUUUACACUCAUGGUUACGGGGCGAGCACUCAAGGAUAGCAAAUAUGAUAAGGUUGCAAUUGAGAGAGCUAAAUACAUGA